This is a messenger RNA of Mercurialis annua (annual mercury), 980 nucleotides long. RefSeq names its product auxin-induced protein 22D-like. NCBI's taxonomy places the organism in Eukaryota, Viridiplantae, Streptophyta, Magnoliopsida, Malpighiales, Euphorbiaceae. Gene Ontology annotation, cellular component: nucleus. Gene Ontology annotation, molecular function: protein binding. The record is from RefSeq and is a predicted model, not a curated record. Gene Ontology annotation, biological process: regulation of DNA-templated transcription. The transcript is spliced from 4 exons. The coding region runs from base 148 to 711 and encodes 187 amino acids.
UUCUCAUCAACCAAACACAAUCAGUUUCAUUUCAAGAACUAAUUUUCCGAGAAAAUUUUACAUUUUCAUCAAAAGGGUACUCUUAGAUUCAUCAACAAAGCAAAAAAUUAUACUAAAAAUAUAUAGUUGUUAAAUUAUAACAACAAAAUGGCAUAUGAAGGAGAUCUAAAUCUAAAGGCAACUGAGCUCAGAUUAGGGUUGCCGGGAAGAGAUGAGCCUGAACAGAAACAAAGAGGAAUUAAAAGAGCUUCACCGGAAAUUUCAGAAAAUUCUAGGGCUAAAAGCAGUGUUGAAAAUAAUGAAGAAGAGGAUUGUGAACCUCCGGCCAAGGCACAAGUAGUGGGAUGGCCUCCGAUCAGAUCUUACCGGAAAAACUGUUUUCAGACGAAGAAAAGUGAGGUCGAAGGUGGUGGUAUGUACGUAAAAGUGAGCGUGGACGGAGCUCCCUAUCUAAGAAAGAUUGACCUUAAGAUGUAUAAGAGCUAUCCUGAGCUACUCAUGGCAUUAGAGAACAUGUUCAAGCUCAAAAUUGGUGAGUACUCAGAAAGAGAAGGGUACAAUGGAUCUGAUUAUUCUCCAACUUAUGAAGACAAAGAUGGUGAUUGGAUGCUUGUUGGAGAUGUUCCAUGGGGAAUGUUUAUUUGCUCAUGCAAGAGGCUAAGGAUUAUGAAAGGAUCAGAAGGUAGAGAGGAUCGAUUGAGCUGUUUAUAGAAAAGCAUAUAAUGCAAAGUUGGCUUAAUACCUUGUCCAACAAGUUAGGUUUUGGAGAUUUACAUAUACAGAUGAUCGGAGCAUCGACGAAUUAUCGGAUCUUUUUUUUUUCUUCUUGUUUUGGGUUUUGGAUUCCUUGGGGUUUUGAUCGUUUGUGUGAUAAUUAUAGCUUGUUGAAUUUUUCAAAUAUUCAACUGUAAAAAUUUACAAAUUAAAGAAAGAAAUUACUUGUAAUACUCAUUCAGUAUAUAUACUUUGGAUUUAUAUCA